CGGAUAGCUGCCCGGUGCUUGAGGCAGGGGGGCGCCAGCCAGUGGCCCCUGGUGCAUUUGGCACGGCGAGGGGGCGUUACCUGCAGAUUCCUUCCCCCAGCUGAGCAAGUAGGGGAGAACCCCCUUGUCUCCCCCAGCAGCCGGUGAUUCCCUCCCCCGCCCGCCCUGCAGCGGAGAUCCCCGGGGCUGCCCGGCCGGGAUUGUCACACCUGGGCGCGCUGAGCUCCCGGCCGGAGGGAGCCUCCUGCGCUCACUUAUCCCCGGUCCAGCGUCCUUGAGACAGGUGUUGAGAAGCCAAAUGAGAUGCCCCCAGUGAUGCUGGCAGCACUCCCUUCCCUGAGCGACUUCCCUUUGAUGGCACCUUGAGAUGCUCUCCCUGAGCCCCCGUGGCCAACAGAACAACGCUGGACCAUGAAGUCCCCCAAUGCUGUGAUCUGCAGGGAGAAGCCGGCUCUGAGUGUUUACCCUUAUGGCUCUGAACAGGAUGGCUGGGAAGAGGCCAGGGAUGAGGACGUGAACUCAGCCCAGAUCAACUGCACCAUAAGCCACCUGGAGCAAGCUGGUUGGUACUGGGGUCCCCUCACAGCAGCAGAGGCCAGACGCGUUCUCUGCCUUGCCCUGGAAGGCUCCUUCUUGAUGCGUGACAGUUCCAGCCCAGACAGCCUGCUCACCCUAUCAGUCAAAACUUCUGUUGGGCCCACCCACAUCCGGAUCUGCUACAGCGCCGGCCGCUUCAGCUUCGACUCGUCCGUCCUGGCCAAGCCCAAGCUCCAGAGCUUCAAGGACGCCAUGGCCUUGGUCCAGUUCUACUCCCUGGCCUCGCUGAAGCAAGUCGAGCAGCUGGGGCUGUCGGAGCAGGAGACCACGUCCGUGUCCAAGGAUCCGGCCAUCCACCUGAAACUGAUCAAGCCCCUGUAUGUCUCUGUGCCAACUUUGCAGCACUUGUGCAGGCUCAUUAUCAACGGGAGCACCCGGCAGGUCUUGGCCUUGCCCUUGCCUGUCAGGCUCAAGGACUACCUGUUGAAGUACCCAUAUGUGCUCUGAGAGACCCCCCCACACACACACCUUGCUCAUCUUUCCAUCCUACCCUGGCAAAACAUGGUGCUCUCCCCACAACCCACUCUGCUCCGGCACCAGCACUGAUGGACUCCGAAGGGUCCCUGGCGUUGCUCAGCUGGAGUGCUGCAGUGCGUGGCCUUGGGGUCAGGUACAAGUGUGAGGGGCUGAGCGAAAGGCAGGGAUCUCCAGAGCUCAGAUGGAAGCAGGUCAGGGGCAGAAAGCAUAUUUUGGGUUUUUUUCAGGCUCUGUCGUCCCUAGCUAGGGAUGCUAAUAAAAAAUUCAUUGUACUA
Molecule: messenger RNA, 1349 nt
Organism: Gopherus evgoodei (Goodes thornscrub tortoise)
Lineage: Eukaryota; Metazoa; Chordata; Testudines; Testudinidae
Product: suppressor of cytokine signaling 2-like
Exons: 3
Coding region: 412-1044 (210 amino acids)
Biological process (GO): intracellular signal transduction; phosphatidylinositol phosphate biosynthetic process
Cellular component (GO): phosphatidylinositol 3-kinase complex
Molecular function (GO): 1-phosphatidylinositol-3-kinase regulator activity
Source: RefSeq, a predicted model, not a curated record